AUGGUGCGUAACUAUUUAAUUGUAAAUGGAAAAAUUUAAGAAUAUCAGAAUUAAAUAAAUUAAAUGGUCAUACUAAUAGGGUAAAUUCAGUAUGUUUCUCUCUUGAUGGAAAUACUUUAGCAUCUGGUAGUGAUGAUAAUUCUAUACGUUUAUGGGAUGUUAAGACAGGAUAAUAAAUAAAUAAAUUAGAUGGUCAUUGGUGGUUAUGUAAGAUCAGUCUGUUUCUCUCCUGAUGGUAAUACUUUAGCAUCUGGUAGCGUAGAUUAGUCGAUACGUUUAUGGGAUGUUACAUAGUCAUAAUGUAAUAUCAGUCUGUUUCUCUUCUGAUGAAAAUACUUUAGCAUCUUGUCGUGGUAAGUCUAUAAUUUUAUGGGAUGUUAAGACAGGACAAGAAAUAUAUAAAUUAGAUGGUCAUAGUAAAUAUGUAAGAUUGGUCUGUUUUUCUCCUGACGAAAAUACUAUAGCAUCUGGUAGUGAUGAUAAGU
Messenger RNA from Paramecium sonneborni, 485 nucleotides. The record is from the annotation of a GenBank genome assembly. Lineage: Eukaryota; Ciliophora; Oligohymenophorea; Peniculida; Parameciidae.